Molecule: messenger RNA, 4474 nt
Organism: Pterocles gutturalis (yellow-throated sandgrouse)
Lineage: Eukaryota; Metazoa; Chordata; Aves; Pterocliformes; Pteroclidae
Gene: AKAP6
Product: A kinase (PRKA) anchor protein 6
Exons: 6
Cellular component (GO): sarcoplasmic reticulum; perinuclear region of cytoplasm
Molecular function (GO): transmembrane transporter binding; protein kinase A binding
Source: RefSeq, a predicted model, not a curated record
AGAUACAAUGUAGAAAUGUCAAUCAGGCACCUGAAAAAGAUGGAACUGCUUAGUAAGGUUGAAGCUCUGAAGAAAAGUGGUGUUUUACUAGCAAAUGAUCUCCUUGAAAAAGUGGAUUCAAUUAAUGAAAAAUGGGAACUGCUUGGGAAAACCCUAGGAGAGAAGAUCCAAGACACAAUGGUAGGGCACAGUGGGUUAGGUCCACGUGACCUGCUCUCGCCUGAAAGCGGCAGCCUGGUAAGGCAGCUGGAGGUCAGGAUCAAAGAGCUGAAAGGGUGGCUGAGAGAUACAGAGCUUUUCAUCUUCAAUUCCUGUCUGAGACAAGAAAAUGAAGGAACAAUGAAUGCUGAGAAACAACUGCAAUAUUUUAAGUCUCUAUGCUGUGAGAUCAAACAGAGGCGUCGCGGGGUAGCCUCUGUGCUGCGGUUAUGCCAGCACCUCCUGGAUGACCAGGAGACCUGCAACCUUAAUGCAGACCACCAGUCCAUGCAGUUGAUAAUCGUAAACCUUGAGAGGAGGUGGGAAGCCAUUGUCAUGCAAGCUGUCCAGUGGCAAACAAGGCUACAGAAGAGACUGGAAAAAGACUUGGAGCCUCUGAAUGUUAUUGAUCCCAGUUUGAUGGAUCUAAAUGGUCCAAAUGAAGAUGCACUAGAAUGGGAUGAAACUGACAUAAGUAAUAAGCUGAUCAGUAUUCACGAAGACUUAACUGAUCCUGACCAAGAAAUCAAGAAGGAUGAUCUAAGCCAGAAACCUGAUUCAGGAGAAUGUGGUGAUAAUGAUGUGAAUGAAGAUGAAAGUAUCAGUGAUCGUGGAAGUCCUCUUUAUUGUCCCAGCAUUACUUCCCCUCCAAAUCCUCACAUCUAUCAGGUCUAUAGUCUCCAUAAUAUUGAAUUAUCAGAAAAAAAACACAUGCCAUUUUUGAAAAAAACAUCCAAACUCUCCAGUGUAACACAAUCUAACAUUUUAAACAAAAGUCUUAGUAAAGACUCAUCUUUUUCAUCUACCAAAUCCCUGCCGGACCUAAUAGGUGGGACCACAUUGGCAAAACCACAUAACUAUAUGUAUCAGAGUGGAAACAUAAGCAGGCACUCUGAGAGUGAGAGUGGGAUAGUGAGUGAAUGUGAUACAGAAACUACAAACAAUUCAGAAAUUUUUUUGCUAAAUGAUAUUGAAAGCACUCAGAGUAAUCCUGAAAUUGGGCAUGCAGAAACUCAAGUGGAUGACAUAGUCGAUGUAAUAAAACAAAAAAUAAAGCAAGAUGAAGAAGACCAUGCUAGUCUCUCAGACGAUUUUCAGUUGGCACCUUCCGCAUGUUGUGGAAGUGAAAAUGAUGAGGAUUUAGACAGCAUUACCAUGUGUAACCCUGUUUGUCUAGAAGAAUUGCAAGGAAAACAUGGCAUGUUUACAUUUUAUGAUUACUCAUAUCUUCAAGGCUCCAAAUUCAAAUUACCAGUGAUAAUGAAACAAUCUCAAAUUGAAAAAACACAUACAGAGGACAGUUUAUUUCAUGGUUUUUGUUUUGAUAAAAUACCUGGUAAAUCUGAACAUAAGCCUGGAGAGUCACAACCAGAUGGGUUUAUUCAUGACCAUACUCUGGCAAGUGUCCCUGGAGAAUCAGAUCCCAACUCCUGUAAAUCUGCAGAAACUGUAAGAAAAUUAACUGUUACAGAGACUACAAGACAGGUUGCAACUUUAUCUCGUAGUUCCUCAUUAGAAUCUCUGUCUGUGGUAGGUGAUUUGUUCAGCUCAGGUAUUUUUAAAAGUGGAGAUGGUCUUCAGCGAAGCACUUCUUUGGAGAGCUGGCUGACUUCCUACAAAAGCAAUGAAGAUCUUUUUAGUCAUCAUGGCUCAGGAGACAUAAGUGUAAGCAGUGAUUCUGUUGGAGAGCUCAGCAAAAGGACAUUAGAUCUUUUGAAUCGCUUAGAGAAUAUCCAAAGUCCUUUAGAUCAAAAGAUAAAGCGCAGCAUCUCUGAUAUAACACUCCAAAGUAGCUCUCAAAAAAUGUCUUUUACUGGACAGCUGUCUCUAGAUAUUGCAUCCUCAAUCAAUGAAGACUCAGCAGCUUCUCUCACUGAACUCAGCAGCAGUGAGGAUCUUUCUCUGUGCUCUGAGGACGUUGUAGUGCACAGAAAUAAAAUACCAAAUUCAAAUGCAUCAUUUAGAAAACAUCUUAAUAGAUCUGUAGCUGAUGAGAGCGAUGUCAAUGUCAGCAUGAUUGUUAAUGUCUCCUGCACUUCUGCUUGUACUGAUGAUGAAGAUGACAGUGAUUUGCUUUCAAGUUCCACCCUUACCUUAACUGAGGAAGAGCUAGGUAUCAAAGAUGAAGAUGAUGACUCCAGUAUAGCAACUGAUGAGGAUAUUUAUGAAGAAUGCAAUUUAAUUUCAGGACUUGAUUAUAUAAAAAAUGAACUCCAAACUUGGAUUAGACCAAAAUUUUCUUUGACAAGGGAGAAGAGAAAAAGCAACCUCAGUGAUGAAAUUCAGCAUAGUAAAGAAGUUAGUAAUGAGACAUCAAAAGCCACAGAUACAUUAAGCAUUGAAACACUACUGAAUGGUUCAGUACAGAAAAUAUCAGAAAAUAAUGGUAAUAGUAAGAAUGUACCACGUGAUCAUGAAAAAGGGACAAAGAGACACCUGGUGAAAGAUAUCUCUCAGGUUGUGAAGGAUCAGCUUGUGGAUGAUAUGGAGAAUGGCAAUGUUGAAAAUACUCUUGGUAGUCAAAAGGAAGGUCUUGUUAAAACAUCAGCAACUCCCAAAACUCAUGCAUCACUUGAUGUCAGGGAAGUCGAAAAUGAAUGUUGUGUCUGUGAAGCAUUUACAGACAGUUCAGAUGACUCACAUAUGGAUGGCAAGGAGACUGUUCUGUCAUCAGAUGGAUCCAGAAACUCUCCAAAAGAAUGUCAAAGUCAUAUUCAGCCUGAUCAUCACUCUGUUGCUUCCUCUCCUGCUAAAAAGCCUUGUCUUGAAUCUUCCUCUGAAAUGAAUUGUGUAGAGAUUCAAGAUUCAGCUUUACAAACAUCCUUACCUAAUGCUCCACAACACAGAAUGAGCAUUCCUGAAAAAUCUACUGAUUGUUGUACAUCCUUGGAACCCAAUGAAGCAGAAUGUCACUCCUCAGCCAAUGGUCCUGAUUCAUGCUGUAACUGUGAAUCUGCUGCUUGUGAUAAAAGAAACAUGGAAGAUGGCUCAGUACACAAUUUUGUGAGGGAGAUAAUAGACAUGGCAUCAACAGCUUUGAAAAGUAAAUCACAACCUGAAUGUGAGUCAUCUGCUCCAGCUUCAUUAGCACAGAUCAAGGAAAAAGUGUUAGAACACUCUCACAGACCCAUUCAGUUAAGAAAAGGGGACUUCUAUUCUUAUCUUUCACUUUCUUCUCAUGAUAGUGACUGUGGAGAGGUAAUCAAAUACAUAGAGGAAAAGAGCAGCACUCCUGUGCCACUGGAUUUCACAGAUGAGAGAGAAAAUAUUGAAUGCUUUUUUGAAGCCUGUCCCGAGGAAGAACGGGUUGAGCAGCAGCAGUCCAUUUCUAAUGGUAGUCCUGAAGCACGAGUUGAACAGCAGCAACCUAUUUCUAACACUAUUUCUGAAACAUCUCCAGAGUCACUAGGUGAAAUGACUCUAGAGUCUUUAGAAGAAGUUAAAACUUCAUCUGAAGAUGGGCAAACUGAAGGUUUGGAAAAGAAUGUUCCAGAACUUAGCACUGAACAGAGUAGUACAGCAAAAUCACCUGGAACUGAAGAGCCUAAAGGAUGUGUUGCUGCCUCUGAAGAGGCUUCAGCUAUAGAGUUUCAGUUAAAGCCUGGCCAUUCACAGGAAAAGGAUGUUUUGCAUCAGAACAGUAAAACUCUUACUUGUGAAGAAAAUCUCCUGAAUCUUCAUAAGGAAAGACAUAUAAAUAUGCACAGAUAGAAUGUAACCCUCUCCAGGCACAUACAUUAUCCUAAAAACAGAAACUUGGCUGCAAUUCAGGUGCAGGUUCAUCCUGUAAACCCUGGGAUGACCUCCAAUUCCAUUGUAUCACUGCCUCUCAUUACACUGACUCCCAAGAUAAAUUUUCUUUCCAAAUGCGAUUUGUCCAUGUUGGCUUUGUGAUCAGGCUGCAUAUGCUAGUCCUAUUUCAGUGAUCAUUUUGUACUGUAGCAAGGCCAUUUGCUUUCAUAUGGAUUCCUCUCCCAAGCUACCUCUAACGAUCUCCCCUUCCUAAAUUGGAUGUUCCUGUACUACUUAUUGCUGGUUCUGUUCUGUAAAGUUUUGAAGUUCCACAGAAUUCAUGAUCAGUCUGGUUCAUCUUUUCAGAACUGUACCUGUCAGUGCUCUUCUAUUUUAUGUAUCAAAUUUAAUAUUUAUGUGUAUAAUGCAUAAGUUUAUUGAAACUAUUUUACUUUUAAAGUGACAAUUUUGUUGGAUUGCAGCAAAAAGAAAACAUUAGCCCUCCUGAUUCAAUACAUCUAAAAAUUAAGCAAUUACAAUAAAU